Molecule: messenger RNA, 960 nt
Organism: Pyricularia pennisetigena
Lineage: Eukaryota; Fungi; Ascomycota; Sordariomycetes; Magnaporthales; Pyriculariaceae
Exons: 3
Coding region: 1-960 (319 amino acids)
Source: RefSeq, a predicted model, not a curated record
AUGGCGUCUCCAAGCUCCGCGUCGAGAUGCACAGUGUGCGGCAGAUCCAAAACGGUGGACCGGGCCGACUUUGUCCACGUCAGGCUAGGACUCGACGAACCACCCGAACCACUCCUGUGCAAGUGCAAGAGUCCGAUCGAUAUGGUGCACACGGUGCAGAACAAGUUCUCGGAUGCAGCCUCGAUGGUGUCGGGAGAUUCGACCAGGUAUAUGAACACGGUCCCUCCUCCCAACGUGAACGCCGUCAUAAUCAAAUCCCUGUCCUCGGUUCCGCUCUUGGAGGUCGAGCUGAAAUCGGGUCCGGAAUCGUUUCGCAGGGCCUUCGAGAAGAUGACCAAGGGUGUAUUAAGCGGCGAAAAGGUCGUGAAGGUCCCCGUCGAGGCGUACAAGAUCGCGCCCGGCAUCGUGCUUGCCAUGUCGUACGAGCUCCCUUUCACAGGCCAUAUCGUGAGGUCGGAAUACAAGUCCGUCAUAGUCGAAUUGUCCUGCGACACGGUGAUGUCGAACACGAAGGUGAGGAUCAUAGCGAGACGAUACGGGCUCCAGAAGGUGCAGGACGGCGUACACACACCCUCGUUCACCUACGCGUGCGAAGUCGAAAUACUCGAGAAGACGACUCACGCCGACUUGAGGAGGAUCUGUGCCGAUACGAUAUCCGUAGUGGGAUCCGUCAGCUCUAUGUCGAGAUUCGUCGAUCAGGACGUCAUAUCUGCAGUUCGUCAAUCGGACCAUGCCGUUGUAAAUGUGAACGGCAUAUCAGCGUACUCGGGCAAGUUCAUGCUCAAGGCCGACGGUGUGAAGGUGUACGUGUUUUGCUACUUGUUCGGGAAGGUGUGGAAGGAAGCGCCGAGCGCCAGGUGUACCAAGACUUACACAAUGCCCAACGACGGCCUGGUAUGCGUGACGCCAUUCAGGACUCUGAGGAAGAAGCAGCCCACAGUCGACCUCCUGUACGGAUAA